GCUACCGUUAGGGGAGCGCAGCCACCCAGAUGGCUGGCCACCCCACCCUCCCGGAUGCCGCCCCUUAUCCGAGCUCGGCCAAGCCCAUACCGAGAAUUAUAGCGCCGACCGUUGAUAGUGCGCGGCCACCCGGUUGGUCGGUACUAUGAAGAGCGCGCCACGACAGGCGAGCCCUGUGGCACCACUGAAACGGCCACACAGCAACACACUGGCGGCGCACAACCGCCCACGAGUUGAGCGCCCCCAGACAUGCAAAUGCUUGCUGUAGCUACGCAGUGCAAUACCAAAUCGGACGAAAAUCAACGGCAGUCGUGGGGAGGUGUUGGUGUUCGCGAGGCACUACGUCCGACGCGCCUCCGAGCCGUGAGGGCACUCGGAAGGGUAGGAGAGAGGGACCGAAAGUGCACCUACUCCGGGUGCGGGAGAUCCUGGCGAGACAGAUCCCACAUACAACGCACUGAGACCCAUCCGUCCCCUUGUACGUGCGAUGUUUGUGCACAGUGGUCGGCAUCACCUGUGGCUUCGAUAAUAAUAAUAGAAGGAAAUCCAAUUUUUAUGUACUCUGCAGUUUAAGUUUAACACCUGAUGACUUACAUCAAAUCUUAUCAAACUAGUCCAAGAAGAAAUUUUAUACAAAAUGCGUUAUUUCAGCCCAGAAGAAGUUUUAGUUUCACCUGUUGAUGUUGUGUUGCGCAAUUUUUAUCGGAAGAAAGAAAAUGGAAAAUUGAUGACCUUAGCAGAAGAUGACAUUGAAAAGGUCUCCGCGGCGUCCCGAGCUGCAAAUGAAAAAAGUUUUUAGAAAGUUUGACUUACUUGUUCCUCUUGCAUCGAAUGUGAAUUGAAACAAAGAAAAAUACUGGUAAUACCCAACAAAAAAGGAUGAAAAUGCACCCCUCUUGUACUUACUUACACCCCUUUGGUUUAAAUUUCGACUUGCGCCAGGAUUGAUUCGCAUGCCAGGUUCUUGAUGAUGUUAUGUGUACAACAAAAAUUAUGUAAAGGCAAUAGCUGUUGUGUUUAUCACAGCCACUACAGGAGAAAAUACAAGAAACGGCAAGAACUAAGCUAUCUACCACUUCCACCAGCCUUCAAUAUUUUUUCUGUCACUUGCUGUUCGCCAUCCGCAAGUAGUGAAGGUGGCCCGUAAAAUGUUGAUGAAAGCGAUUUUCGAUGACUAUAAUUGGGGUUUCUUGUGGAUGCUCAGGGGGAUGAGGUUGUAGUCAUGGUGCAAUCGUCUCUACUCUUCUUCACGCUCG
Messenger RNA from Amoebophrya sp. A120, 1256 nucleotides. Lineage: Eukaryota; Dinophyceae; Syndiniales; Amoebophryaceae. The record is from the annotation of a GenBank genome assembly.